UCCGUAAUUUGGCGUCUUGCAUCACAUGAGAGCGUCCAUACGAGUCCUGAAGCGGCGGAAGAGGCAUGAUUUUCCAAGCCCAGGCUGCUCUUUCACCGCCUUUAACCAGACAGACGCAAGGCUAGCGAACACACGGCCGCAUUUAGACGAUUUCCCCCCCGUUUUGACGCGCGUUUUGCAAAUCCCCUGCGUCGCAAACUUAUCUAUUAGCUUUAGCCGCGUAGCUUGCGUUUGGAAAUUGGACAAGUAUGAUCAGCCCGGCUGUGGAUUAAUCGGCCUGUUUCGACAGAAGAUUCGUUUUUCUCCGGUGAAACCGCAAUGUCGCAUACCGUAGCAGAGCUAGCCUGCUCUUUUCGUUAUUCCAAAAGCAGAGCCGUCUGAAGUCGAUGUAGGUUUGCAAAGCCGAACAAAAAUCCAGGGAAACUGGAGAUCGCGGCCAGGAAAUCUGUUCAGGAGAGCAGACUAUAGCCUUCAAACUCAUCGGUUUAGACCAAAUCGAGGCCGAACAAAGAGGACACCCAUCCAAAGCCUUCUCGUUUCAUCUUCAGAGAGAGAAUAAAGCACAAAAACAGGCUGAUAUGAUGUUUCCACAAGCCAGGCACUCGGCUUCGUCUCAAUCGACACAGCCGCUCAAAUUCACCACGUCUGACUCUUGUGAUCGCAUCAAAGAUGAGUUUCAGUUCCUGCAGGCACAAUAUCACAGUCUGAAGUUGGAAUGUGAUAAACUGGCGAGCGAGAAAUCUGAAAUGCAGCGUCAUUACAUAAUGUAUUACGAGAUGUCGUACGGACUCAACAUCGAGAUGCACAAACAGGCGGAGAUCGUGAAGAGAUUGAAUGGAAUCUGUGCUCAGGUGUUGCCUUACCUGUCUCAAGAGGUCAGACUGUCAUUGUGUAGGUCCUGGAAGAUUAUUGAGAGAGCUAAUAAAACAGGUAUCUUUCCUCCUGAGAUGAACUCAAUUAUUCGGCAGCAGCUUCAGGUUCACCAGCUCUCUCAGCUUCAGGGUUUGGCGCUACCCAUGACCCCUCUGCCCCUGGGCUUGACUCCGCCCACCCUGCCCGCCGUCACCUCCAGCUCCGGCCUCCUGUCUCUGUCCAGCAUCCUCGCGUCUCACGCUCACCUGGCCAAGGAGGACAAGAGCUCCCGCGACGGGGCCGAGGGCCACCGCGACGACGACGCCGACAAAUCCGACUAGCCUUCAUAGAGACGCUAUGAUUCUACACAGAAACAGAGGCACAAACUACUCCUCCUGUCUCACUGGGUCUGAUCUCUCUCUCUCUCUCUCUCUCUGUCUCUGUCUCUCUCUCUCUCUCUCUCUCUCUCUCUCUCUCUCUGUCUCUCUCUGUUUGAUUCAUUUCCUUUUGAUUAGUGGUGUUUGCUAAGGCUCUAUUAUUAUUAUUGCUCAUAGUUGGGGUUAGUGAUUCGAACAAACCCCUAUCCCUAAGUAUUCAUCUUCAGCAUGUGACAUACCUCAAGUCGUGUGUCUUGUUGAGGAGAAGUGUAUUAUUACUGUUAGUGACUUUUGAUUUUUAAUUUUUUUUUUUUUCCCUCUGGCAGACAAAAUAAAAUGAGUGGGAAAUCCUAUAGAUACUAACAGAGACGCCCAAACCGUAUCCAGAGACCUGAUUAAUUCACCCAGAAUGCAAAGAUCUAGUAACUGCAUGCUCGGCCUCAAUAUAUCCCGUCAUAUUCUAUUCCAGUUAAGAGUUUUAACACUCUCUAGUGAGCCUUUCACGGCACUGGAUUAAACGUGUUUUGCAUAAAAAGACGACACUCCCGUAUCGCUCUCAGAAAGGUGUAUAUGCCUUGUGAAGUGCGUGUCGGACGGUGACCGGCCUGGGGACAGUUCUGACCGCAACAAAGAGUUUUUCCUACUUCAGACCCACAUCCUCGAGUCAUUUCUGCUUGUUUUUCUGUUUGCAGUGAAUGUGUUUGAACGCGUGACCAGCAGGUGGCAGCCAGCGAGCGUGUGUUGAAUGAUGCGUGCCGCUGUACUACUACUACUACAGCAGUGCUUCUCAGUACCUUGAUUCAGUGCGUUUUUAGCAUUUUAGUUAAUACCAGGUUACUGUUAAUGAUGUUAUUAGGGCCUAAAAAGGCGGUUUAGUCAAUCGAGGGGACUAAAAAGCAUUUCAAUUUAAUUAUUAUUAAUACCAAAAUAAUAACCAAUUAAACCGAAAUGCAUAAAAAAACGAUUGAAAUUAGUUUUAUGAUAUUGUAGUAAUAAAUAAUCGAAAAAUACAGGAAUUAAACAUUUAUUUUUCCCUCUCGGUAGCUGUUUUUCACUGAAAUUUUAAAACGCAGUUUACAGUAGGGUCUCAUUUAUUAAUAAUAGUUAAUGCAUUAACUAGCAUGACGAACGACGUAUAGUUAUAGCGAAGAUUAAGAUUAACAAGUAUUGUUCCGGUUAACUAAUCUUAACAAAUGAAACCUUAUUGUAAAGCGUCACCAAUAUAUCAGUGCUCACGGUUUGUCUUUAUACAAGCUUUGUCCUAAUUUUAGCCGCUUUCCGGAAUAACCUUUUUUUUUAUUUUAAAUGUGCGUCCCUUGAUUAAUCAAUCAGUUAAUGAGACUGAAGAGGUCACCCCAGUGUAGCAUACAGUACAUACUGCCUAGUUAGUAGUAUGCUAGUAUUCCUGGCUGGUUUAUAGACUACCUAAAGUUGUACAUAUGCACGGGUGCAUUGUGGGUAUUUUCUAAGCGUGUGUUCCUGGACAUCUAUCUCUCGUGUCCCAUGUUUUUCUUCGUUUAGUUUUUUUUUCCCGUAUGCCGAGAAGCGCUCGCCGUCGAUUGCUCGUUUUAAUCUCGAAACGAUGUUUUCCGAUUUCCAUCGUUUAGAUAUUUUUCACUCGAGCUCGAAAACCGACGGCCAAUUUAGUCACGCGUAUAAAUAUACCAAUACACAUUUAAUUUUGUAUACAUUUUUUGUAUGUAUAAAGCUACGUUUAUGUUGUAUGUGGCCCGGAGGACACUUAGCGCAGGUUAAACCCCGAUCUACGAUCAGUUAAUGUUUCACGUCAAACACUUUGGCUCUGGUUUGUUUAAACGCGCGUAGCACUGGCCGGUGUCGACUAGUCAUGGUUUCUUAAAAGGUGACGAAAAUCCAGACACGAGCGAUACCCGAGGCCUCCUUCUUCUGAUGGCUCUCGUCCGAUAUUUGCCACAUUUUGGAGCUUUGUAGUAGUUUUUUAAGACGUGUGUGUGGGUGUGCGUGCGCGUGUUGAUGUGAUAUGACGUACUUGAUGGAAAUGUAUGUUGUUUGUGUUUAUAAACAGCUAUUAUAACUUCAUUUAAAGAUGAUUGUUGGAAGAAAAAGGUUAAAACAUUUACUAUGAAUGAGAGAUUGAGCAGUAAGGAAGUAUUUAUGGUGCCUUACAAAUAAAAGAUUCAUUGGACCUUUA
Molecule: messenger RNA, 3399 nt
Organism: Puntigrus tetrazona (Sumatra barb)
Lineage: Eukaryota; Metazoa; Chordata; Actinopteri; Cypriniformes; Cyprinidae
Gene: chico
Product: chico
Exons: 7
Coding region: 579-1193 (204 amino acids)
Biological process (GO): regulation of DNA-templated transcription; negative regulation of canonical Wnt signaling pathway
Cellular component (GO): nucleus; transcription regulator complex
Molecular function (GO): transcription corepressor activity; protein binding
Source: RefSeq, a predicted model, not a curated record